UCCUCCUCUUCUGUAGGAAUGUGAGUCAGAUAGUGGGAUGGUGUUGACCCUGGACGAAGUCAAGAGCCGGAAGAGGCUGGAGAUCCGCUCCUGGCCGUAUGGAAUCAUGGCUCUCGCGAGAAAAGCAAUCAACAAAAGCAAAGAAUCCGUGUUCAGCGAGAAUGAGCGAGAAUCCAUGAAGUACCACCCAAGUGUUCCACUGGAGGACGACCUGAUGGAAGACUCCAUUCUCCUGCCAAUGGAUGCCAGCCUGGAGUGCCAUAGCCCGCCUCCAGAUUAUAACUCUGUGAUCCAGUACUCAGCUCCUCCAGUGUAGCCAACCAGCCCUGGGGUGACCACUAUGUUUUGCAUCUCUGACCAUGCAGUAUUCUAAGCCAGCUUCCUGGUUUUCUUCUUGCUUAACAGAACUGCUGUCCCAAGCGGAGAAGCCAGAUCAUGGCUAAUUUGUCCUUGGAGUCAAACGCACAUUGACCUCGCUGUACACAGUGCAAGUGGGAAUUCUCUUAAGAGCGGUUCUCUGCAGGCUGCCUCCCCACCUCUCUGGCUUUUGUUUCCCAGCCUUCCCCACUGAUUUUUUUUUUUUUUUCAUGCAGUCCAUCUUUUAUUCAGUGGGGUUUGCUCUCUCAAAGCUCUGGGCUGCAUACCAAUUUUUUUCCUUUUUUUAAAUUUUUUGUUGCUUGUAAGCAGUUGCUAUGAAAAUUCAGUUCUAAACCCCAAGGCUUGUUGUCCAAGAAUAAUUAUCCUCAAUAUUUUAGGAACAGCGAUUAAAACUUAGCCUGAAUUCUGAAAAUCAGAUUUAUUGCAGAACCUGAAGGAAUCUGCCAGAACACGCAGGCACACCGACACACUCUCAAAUUGCAAUUUAUAUUUAGCCACAACCAGCCUGCAAAACGAGGCUGAGAAGGGUUCUGUGUGGAUAAUUUUGCUCAUUGGGCAACACGUGUAAGAGCACUAGCUAAAUGCAAUAAUAAUGAAAUAUAUAUUGAGAGAGAGAGAGAGUACAGGAAAGAAAAGGCCUCAGGUGUUCUAGUGGGCUAGGAAAGUCAGACCCCAUGAAACUGUGAAUAGAAAAGCUUCUUAAAGGAGGUGUAAGAAUUGCUUGCUCUCCAGACCCUGAAGCUGCUACAGUAGAGCACCCUGCUUAAUGCACAGCAAGAGAAACCCUUCUAAAGUCCAGUGAGCUUCAGUUAAGCAUGGAGAAGCAUGUCUGUUUCCCCAUCUCUGUUGUAAUAAGCCGUGUAGCUAGAGAAAAAACGGGCUUCCUUUGAAAGCACUUAAUUUGCCAAUAGUUUAGUCAUAGGAUCAGUGGAAAAGGACAAACUUUCUGUGUACCAAGCUGACCUGGGUGCAAAUGGAGUUGGAUGCUGUUCAGGGA
Messenger RNA from Python bivittatus (Burmese python), 1375 nucleotides. The record is from RefSeq and is a predicted model, not a curated record. NCBI's taxonomy places the organism in Eukaryota, Metazoa, Chordata, Lepidosauria, Squamata, Pythonidae.